AUCCCAGAAUACAGGUCAGUGAGUGACAAUAUAAUGUAUUGAAAUAACUGUACUGUAGCCUUUGUAACUGCAAAGAUGAGUGUCAACUUCGUCGAUUACUUCGCCAACGAGCAUAAUGGAUACGAUAUUCUGUAUCAAAACAUGAAAUACGGUCUCAUCGCGAGCAAGGAGCUGUCGGAGUACCUGAGAGAGCGAUCGAACAUCGAGGAGUCCAAUUCGAAGUCGUUGGCGAAGUUAGCGAAGCAGGCGAACAGCAACUGCGCGCAGGGCACGUUCGCGCCCUUCUGGGGCGUGCUCAAGUGCUCGGCCGAGAUCCUGGCCAACCUGCACCAGGACAUGUUCCAGAAGGUCGGCGAGCUGGUCAAGGACGUGGCGCGCUACGCCGACGAGCUUCACAAAAAACACAAGGCCGUCAAGGACUCCGAGUCCAACACCCUAGAAGUAGUGCUACUCAUACAGAACACUAAGCAGGCUUUGCAGAAAGCUAAAGAUGUGUACACCAGCAAGUCCACCGAAUUAGAAAAGCUGCGCAAAGAUAACGCUUCUGCUAAAGACAUAGAAAAGGCAGAAGUUAAACUCAAAAAGCUUCAUGAGGACUAUCGGCAGCUGGCUGAAAAAUACAACCUUGUCAAACAAGAUUUUGAGAAGAAAAUGACUCAAACCUGUAAACAUUUUCAGGAUGUUGAGGAGGCCCAUCUGAAGCAGAUGAAACAGUUUGUGAAUGCGUACGCGGACAUCACUCAGAACAAUCACGAUCUGAUAGGACAAGUACACAGGGAUUUUAAACAUCAGUGCUUAGAAUUAACUGUAGAAAAGCUUCUUGAACAAUUUUUGAUAGAGAAGUAUAAUGCUAUAGAGAAAGCUAAUUUGGUAGAGCUGCCCACAUCGUUGACCAAGCCAGGGUCAGCUAAUAAUUCGAUUUCAGAAGCAGAUCAAAUAUCCACCAUUUCGAAUGGUUCUCACAAGCCAGCACAGCCUCAGAAGGCACCCAAGAAAGAACCAUCGUUUGCCACUAAGACUUCAAGAAGGACCACAUCUCUCCUGAACUUGUUUACUCCAAGUUUCCAGAGCAAAGAUGAGCCAAGUGGCAGUAUUGAUGGAGCGGCUCCCUGCUCUGCCCCUUCCAGUCCCAGCGGUACACCGGCCACACCGGUAGCUCCAGACAAAGACAGCAACAUGGGCAGGACUCCUCUCCGUGAAUCAAAAUGGUUCCUUCGUAGCAGAAGGACCAAGACCAAAUUAAAAAAAUCAAAAAAGAAAAAAGAUGAGAUAUCAGAAAACUCAAAUGCAGGUGAUAAGUCUGAUUUAGAGGAAAAAGAAGAGGAGGUAGUGACGAAAGAGGAUCUGAUGAAUUCUCCUGAAGUAGAUGAGGAGGGCUACUGCAUAAGACCUAAAGAUGAAAAAGGUAGUGUUUAUUCUUCCACAGACUCUGACUCAGAUGAGGAUAGAGAUCGUAAAAUUCAUGUGGAGAUUAAACCUAUCAGUAAUGGCGGCGCUCCCAUGUCUGCCAGCGUCGACGAGUUGAGGGCCACUGUAGAAAAUAUUUCUCUGUACAAAAUAGGCACUAAUACAAGACGCGGAUCAAACGCCAACACAAGUAAAGCGAGCAGCGAUUUGUUAGAUCUGAACUUCUUCCAAAGCCCUACCGGGAGCAAUCCUACCUCGCCACACGGCAACGUCUCAAAUCCGUAUGCGCCGUUGCAAGCUAAUCAAUCGCAUUUACUGGAGAGUCCCACGCCUGUGUCCACGGCCGACGUCGGGGACUUGUUUUCGGAAGUGGGCGAGAUGAGUCAAUCGGCCGUCCGCACGUCCACGCCGACGAUAUCCACCAUCUCGCUGCCACGUCCACCCUCGAGGCGGUCAGAAGGCGACUUUCGAACCGCCGGCUCCUCCGGCUCUCGCGGACCUUCCCCUCUCACCAUCGGCAUGGCCGACACCAUUCCCCUGGCUGUCGCAUUUCACGAGAUCAUACACUCAUAUUUCCGGGGCACAGAGGAGUCCAAAUGCCAGGUGAAAAUGUCCGGCGACAUGAUGCUGUCCUUCCCCACCGGCAUAGUGGGCGUUCUGGCUAACAAUCCGAAUCCCGCCAAGCUCUGCUUCAGACUGAAAAACAUCCACAGAUUGGACAACGUGCUGCCGAACAAGCAACUGAUAUCGAUCAACGCGAUGCUGUCGACCCGCGACUCGACGGUGGUGGAGUUCAACAUGCCCGCUCUGACUUCCCUGCUGAAGAGACAGUCGGAGAAGAAUCCGACCGCGCAGUACUUCAACGUGGACAUACUGAAGUACCAGAUCCGCCCGAAGGCGGGGGCGGCGUCGUGUCCUUUCCAAUUGGUGGCCUAUUGGAAGUGCGAGCGCGACCACACGGACCUGAAGGUGGACUACAAGUACAACCUGCACGCGAUGAGCCCGCCGUCGCCGCUGCUGAACGUGUCGGUGUGCGUGCCGAUGAACGGCGCGGUGCGGAACGUGAUCGCGAUGCCGCCGAGCCAGUGGAGCGCGGACAGCGGGCAGGCGCUGUGGCGCUUCACGGAGCUGUCGCAGCACUCGGAGGCCCGCGGCGUGGGCUCGCUGCGCGCGCGCUUCGAGCUGGGCGCGGGCCCGUCGAGCCGCGCCACGGCCUCGGCGCAGUUCAACUGCGAGGGCGCCACGCUCUCCGGCAUAGAGUUCGAGCUCGUCGGCGGCGGCUACCGCCUCUCGCUCGUCAAGCGCCGCUUCGUCUCCGGCAAAUACAUUUGUGAUAGUGAGCUGCACUGAUCGGUCCAAAUCCUUAUGAAUUCACGUAUCGGUUGAUACUUAGUUAUCCUCGUCGAUUUUUAAGGUGUGUACGCGAUGUGUAGAAUUGUAUAAAUAGUCCAUUCUCAUCGAAAUGUAUCUUUGGUACCUUAUAGGACUGUUUCCUGUCCACGAAAUUAUGUUAUGUUAGUUAUUAAAUAAGUUUGUCAAUUUUCAUUAUUAUAAAAUUGUAAGUUUACAUGAUGGUAAAUAAAGCAUUCACAAUACUUUUUAUACAAAUGUGCCAUUUACAUUAAAAUGUAAUUUGUAAUAUUCAGCAUUGCUUUCUGCCCAGUCUGUAUAAAAUUAACGAUUCUUUAUGUGUAUAAAUUGCUAGAAACAGUAGCAUCACAAUUUUUAGUUUAACAAAUAAAUUAUUAAUUUUAUUUAAGUUUCUAGGUAUGUGAAUGACCUGCUAAUUUAAACAUGUUAAACAUGAUAGAGUUAAUAACCCAACCAAAUGAGCUGUACAGUUUGGCUAUAAUAUCUUUAAUUUACAGCCUUUAUAGCCAUAAUAGGUGUAUUAUUAUAUCCAUUAUUAUUUUGUUUAUCAAAAAAUUAUUCCAUUACAUUAUUAUUUGCUAGUUCUGCGGUCAUUAUUUCAUACUAUUUCUAGGUAGUUUUUUAUUUUAGUUGCAUUAACACAAAAUAAUUUCACUUUGUGACCUAUUAUUACGUAUUUAGAAUAUAUUUUUAUUAUUAGUAAACACUUAUGAUGGCCUAAAACACAAUAAUCUUAUUAAUCUCAUCUACUUAUUAAGGCCACAAUAACUAACCCUACUGAGUACUUAGAGGAUAAAUAAUUCCUUGUACUGUACCUAUAUUAUUUUAUUGCAGUUUCAGUAACCUUGUUGGACUUUGGUUCAAGUGAAUCUCUGAAACCAGUGUUUACAGUACUUGCUUUUAGUUAUUUUACGUUUGAAUUUUUUGGAGCAUUUAGUGGAGAUCCACCUUAAACAAGUUACAACAAAAUUGUUAACUUCUUUGCUUAUCCAGUAAUUUUUCUUGUUAUUUCAAGUUUUACUCAUUAGUAAUCUCAUAUUUUAAUGUUUCUAAAUAUAGUUAUUAUUAUUAUAAUGUAUAUUAGGAUUGUAAUAUUUCCACACAGCCUGACGGCCUAAUAUUUAUUGAACUCCUACCUUUUGUAUAGUAACUAAACUAACUUUACCAAAAGUGAAGUGUUCAUAAAAUAAACAGUUUAAUUAUUAAAUAAAAACUUGAAAACCAUUCCAGUACUAAUAAUUAUGUUCUUUACUUUUUAAAUGUAAUUUAGAAUUAUUAUUUUCACAAAUAAUUAUGUUAUUAAUUUUUAUAAGGGAAUCAUAAUUUGGCAGCAAAUUGUAUUAGAACUAUUUAAUCGACUUCAUUUAUAAAUUCACCAAAUGUUAUAUACCUAACCACAACAAAACACAAUUGAUCGCGUAAAAAAAGUAUUUUUGUAUUGUAAAAUUUAUCGCAUGUAUGAUUCUAUGUAUACUGUACUAUUACAUUCAUGGUAAUUUGAAAUAAAAUGUAAUUUUAGCAUUUUCA
Ostrinia nubilalis (European corn borer) is the source of this 4305-nucleotide messenger RNA. Its product is annotated as F-BAR domain only protein 2. Gene Ontology annotation, biological process: clathrin-dependent endocytosis; clathrin coat assembly. Lineage: Eukaryota; Metazoa; Arthropoda; Insecta; Lepidoptera; Crambidae. Gene Ontology annotation, cellular component: plasma membrane; clathrin-coated vesicle; cytoplasm. The transcript has a single exon. Bases 76 to 2757 code for a protein of 893 amino acids. The record is from RefSeq and is a predicted model, not a curated record.